Cephus cinctus (wheat stem sawfly) is the source of this 2873-nucleotide messenger RNA. It is a transcript of the gene exd, whose product is annotated as homeobox protein extradenticle. Gene Ontology annotation, molecular function: RNA polymerase II cis-regulatory region sequence-specific DNA binding; DNA-binding transcription factor activity, RNA polymerase II-specific. Gene Ontology annotation, biological process: animal organ morphogenesis; embryonic organ development; neuron development. Lineage: Eukaryota; Metazoa; Arthropoda; Insecta; Hymenoptera; Cephidae. Gene Ontology annotation, cellular component: nucleus. The record is from RefSeq and is a predicted model, not a curated record.
AGUGUGACACAAACGGUCCGCGCGUUGCCUUGUAAGGUGUAGAGCUUGUGAUGCCCGUGCGCGGAUGGCUCGAACUCGCUAAAUUCGAGCCGAGAUAAGAGUGACUAUACCGCGAUAGCCGGUAUAUCCGGACACAAAACUAAAGAGAAACAGGUGUAAUAGAAGAGUGUUGAGAUAAUUAAGAGCCAAGGACCGUGGGACACAGCUUAAAACCAUUAUACCGUGUAUACGUAAAAUCCGACAAUCCGUCAAAAAGCCAGACACCAUUUUCGUAAAGGGAAGAGCGUGUUAGAGAUUGGAAGAGAGAGUGAGAUAAAGAAGAGGGAUAGAAUAUAGUGAUAUACAGAAGUAAGUGAGAGAGAGCGUGAGAGAGGGAUAUACGAGAUUAUCGAAUGAGUUUUAAAACUGUACGAGAAGAGACAAAGACUCAAGCAUAACCUCAAAAGCCAGUGUUGCGUCGCGUCGCGUUUACUCUUCCUUCGCUUCACAGGCUAUGUUACGUAUAUAAACCAGUUAAUGCGACUCGAUCUUAAGACAGAAUAUAUUUUUACAAAGUGCAUCGCGAGUUUAAUCGGGCCUCUGCGUGUCGGAGGAUUUUAAAGGCUUUAAAGGAUUCUUAGAAAAAUAAUUAUUAUUCCCAUUCGUAUUAUACGUGUUUGGUAUAUACUGAGUUUUCUACCGUCGCACGGGAACCCGGAGAAGAGGUGCUCAGUAGAAGAUUAUACAGUUGAUGGAUGAAACUGGCAGGAUGCUGCAACACGGAGGUUCAGGUGUUGGUUUGAUGGGUGGUAAUCAAGGCCAGGGUGCCCAGAAUACUGGUGGAUAUGGAAGCAUGGGUCCUGUGGAUGGUUCGGCGGCUCAGGGUCCCGAUCAGACUGUCGAGGCCAGGAAACAAGACAUCGGUGAAAUCCUUCAACAGAUCAUGAAUAUUACUGAUCAAAGUCUGGACGAAGCGCAAGCAAGAAAGCACACGCUGAACUGCCACAGGAUGAAACCAGCUCUUUUCUCUGUCCUCUGCGAGAUCAAGGAGAAGACCGUACUCUCGCUUAGGAACACACAGGAGGAGGAACCGCCCGAUCCCCAGCUCAUGAGAUUGGACAACAUGCUCAUCGCCGAGGGCGUCGCCGGACCUGAGAAGGGUGGCGGUGCGGGCGCCGCGGCGUCGGCGUCCGCCGCCGCCGCUGCCGGACCACCUGGACAGCCUGAUAACGCGAUCGAGCAUUCCGAUUAUCGGGCGAAACUCGCGCAGAUCCGACAGAUUUAUCAUCAGGAAUUGGAGAAAUACGAACAGGCCUGCAACGAGUUCACUACCCACGUGAUGAACCUUCUGCGGGAACAGAGUCGCACCAGGCCUAUUACGCCUAAGGAGAUCGAGAGGAUGGUUCAAAUUAUACACAAGAAAUUCUCGAGCAUUCAGAUGCAGCUUAAACAGUCGACCUGCGAGGCUGUUAUGAUACUUAGGAGUCGAUUCCUCGACGCCAGACGCAAGAGGAGGAACUUCAGUAAGCAAGCCUCGGAGAUUCUCAACGAGUACUUCUACUCGCACCUGAGCAAUCCUUAUCCCAGCGAAGAGGCCAAGGAGGAGCUUGCACGUAAGUGCGGUAUCACCGUGAGUCAGGUGUCCAAUUGGUUUGGGAACAAGAGGAUAAGAUACAAGAAGAACAUAGGCAAGGCCCAAGAAGAGGCGAACCUGUACGCAGCUAAAAAGGCAGCCGCAGCUUUUGCAGGAGCGUCGCCGUACAGUAUGGGCGGUGCCAGUCAGGGCACCCCGACGCCUAUGAUGUCUCCCGCACCCCCAGGUGGACCCCAGGACAUGGCUGGCUACGGCAUGGGAAUAAACGGCAGCGACUAUGGCUCUCAACCGUACAACGACGGUUCCAUGGGCUACGACCCCAUGCACCAGGCGGAUAUGCUGUUUGCUUUCAGGAGCUGUCGCCGUGAAAUCCUUAGAAGACGCGAGAAGCUUCUUGAGCGAAAUUUCGUGACGCAAUUGCGAGAAAAAAAAACAGAAAUACGAAAAAAAUUAAUAGCCACGAGUUUACAAAUGAAACAGGAUUAAGAAUUAAUGCGAAAACGAAAAAAGAAAAAAAAACACGAAACUAAACCGGAGAUUGACGUCGCAAUACGAAGAGAGAAAGAGAAUGCUAGAAAGUUAUUAUAUAUGUAUAUCGUAAAUCCGAUCACCUCACUAUCUGUGAUCCCGAAUACUCGUCGCCACGAGAAUACUUAAGAGAGGAAGAAGAAGAAGAAAGAGGUAUAACGUGGCGGCCAGUAAUACGAAAUUAAAAAUCGGUAUAAUGAAAAUUAAACUCACCUUUAACUCGUCUCGAGUCCGGGAGUGGCGCCACUGUAGUUACCCAUGAGCCAUCUCUUCGGCCAUAAGAGACAUGUUCGUGUCCCGCGUCGUAAAAAAGUUGUAACAUUUUCUUUUCUCCCGACAGUCGUCACUGUAUACGCAAAAUCAAUUUGAAAAAUUAUUAUCGAGUCACUGGCACUCUUAAUGUUGGCGUACCUGCGCCUGAAAACCUCAGAAUAAGACACACUCCCGGUAUUGACGCGAGCCUAACCUCCUCAAUAUCAGGUAUUAUCCUAAUCCCGUGGAACGAAAAUAUAUAUCCUAUCCGGUAUAAGGAUUUCCUUUUCGAUUCCUUUCCAGAAUCCUUUCGUCCCCUCCUCGAGAACUAUAUGAGAGAUAAACGAUAACAAUAAAAGAUUAGGAACGCGGGAUAAAGCCGAGACGUACGAGAGCGACGCGUGAUGUGUACAUGCGCGACGUGAGUGAAAAUGGCGGUUAAUUUAAAAAAAAAAAAAGAAAAAGGCGAAAGAUAAAGGAACAAAUAAUCGAAGCAAUGGCCCUGCUACACAACACAACA